AUGGCUUACACUUGUGAAGAAUGUGGAGCUGAAUUUAAAAAACUCAGUCAGCUACUUCAGCACAGACGGAUUCAAAACCACUGGACUAAGUUUAUAUGUCCAAGUUGCAAGAAUAGUUUUACAAGAAGAGACAACCUGGACAGGCAUAUGAAAAAACAUAGUGAUGAAAACGCUCAUCACUGUCCAGAGUGUCUAAAAGUUUUUACACGUAGGGAUGCUUUAGAUGAUCAUUUCCAACGACACCACGACCAGACAGGAGGAGGACAGAAGCGAAAAUCGAACGCAAGCGAGAAUGAUGGACCUAUCAAAAAGUUAAAAAAGGGUGCAGACCCACCUCAGUUUUAUACUCUGACGAAAAUUAAAAGUCAACGGAUCGAGAAAUUCAAGACAACAGCUACAUUCUACAAGAUCUCGUUUCAAAACAUUGAAGUAACUGAAAAUAUAUCUUCAACUUUGCGAAAAAUGUUUGCCUCUAUAUUUCAAAAUGAAACGGAUGGAGCAAAAUCUGAAGAUUUGUUGAGGGUGACAGUUCAAACUCCGACUUUGGAUUACCCGAUCGUCAUUCCUUUCAUAAAAUUACCUGAAUUAACUGCUGACAGGUUUAUGUCAGAAAUUGAGCGGGUGCUUCAAUCGAACGAAGAUUUUGCUAUUGAUUCAGGCUUGAUGUUAGAAAUCACAUAUGUUGACAUGCCCAAGGGAGGAACUAGAAAGAGAUAUAAAUUUGUUGACAUGGAUAAAUUUUUAUCGGAUAAAAAGUGCAUAUUUCGUGUUCAAAAUCGGGACAAUUUAUGUUGCGCUAGAGCCAUUAUUACCGCAAAAGCAAGGAUAGAUGGCCAUGAAAAAUGGAACAGUAUACGUCAAGGUUGUGAGAUACAAAGACGACUGGCUGAAAAAUUACAUAAGGAAGCGGGUGUUCCUCCUACACAAUGUGGAAUAGAAGAGAUAAAAAUAUUUCAAUCGUUGAUGACAGAGUACCAGAUAUAUGUGGUAUCCAAAGAACAUUUCAAUGCGAUUAUUUUCAAAGGUCCAGAGGCAGAAAAAAAGAUAUACUUGUAUUAUCAUGAUCAUCAUUAUGAUGUGAUCACUAGUAUGCCGGCGUUCGUAUCCAGGAACUACUAUUGUACCCAGUGUGACAAAGGUUAUGAUCACAAAGAAGAUCAUAAAUGCAACUCUGUUUGCUAUGCGUGCCGCAAAGUACAUGAUCAAAUGAAAGAUAACUGGAUAGAAUGCGAAACAUGUCGUCGAUUCUUCCGUGGUCAGGAGUGCUUUGAUCUCCACAAAAGACUUACAACUAAAGGAAAUUCAACGUGUUCUGCCAUCUACCGAUGUACCGAGUGUGGAAAGACUGUUAACAAGAAAAUGGACAAGAAGCAUAUAUGUGGGCAAAUCUAUUGUAAUAUGUGCAAAGGCUUCUUCCCGGAAACACAUAAAUGUUACAUGAUACCGGAAUCCACAGGCUUUCAGGAAGAACCAAUGUCCAUUGAAGAAGAGUUAAUCAGUGACAAUGCAAAAACAUAUAUUUUCUUUGACUUUGAAUGUACACAAGGCGACUUUGUAGAAUGUGACAUGAAGUAUAGUCCUGAUAUUUUUGGAAAAUGUCAAAAUUGUUUAAAGUCUGACUGUGGUGUAUACGAACACAAACCAAAUCUUUGUGUAGUUCAGAAAGUAUGUACACUUUGUAUGGACAAAGAAUUUAAUUGUGAGAAUUGCGGUCAAAGGGAGUAUAUCUUUGGUGGUGACAACACUUUGAACGAUUUCUGUCAUUGGUUGUUUUCAGAAGAGAAUUACAACUCUACUGUAUUAUGCCAUAACUUCCAAGGGUACGAUUCUUAUCCCAUACUUCAGUAUUUGUAUGCAAAUGCAAUAGUACCAAAAGUGAUACCCAAUGGGGCAAAAAUCAUGUGCCUUACGGUACCAAGUUGCAAAAUCAAAAUGAUUGACUCUAUAAACUUUCUCCCCAUGACACUUUCUAAAUUGCCAGCAAUGUUUGGCUUUGAUGAACUGAAGAAGGGCUACUUUCCUCAUUUAUUCAACAAGAAAGAAAACCAGCGGGUUGUUCUCGACGGUCUACCAGACCUUUCAUUCUAUAAUCCAGAUGGAAUGAAACCAGACGACAGACAAACGUUCUUGAAAUGGUACUCAAGACAUAAAAAUGACACAUUUGACUUCCAAGAACAGCUAUUGGACUAUUGUAAAUCAGACACUGACAUCUUGAGACGAUGUUGCUUGAGAUUCCGUGAAGAUUUCAUGGAUACCACUGACAUUGACCCCUUUGAACAGUGUAUCACAAUGGCAUCCGCUUGUAACCUGGUGUUUAGAACCAAAUUUUUAGAAUCUGAAACUAUUGGUCUUAUCCCACGUCAAGGGUAUAAUCCUGAACAAAAACAGUCUAUGAAAGCUUUACAGUGGGUGAAAUAUAUAUCUCACAUUGAAGGGUAUAAAAUUCAAUAUGCUCGAAAUGGCGGAGGAAAGGUCAUAGGACCAUACAGGGUAGAUGGUUACUAUGAAUCCAAAAUGCGGAAAAAAUUGUAUUAG
Molecule: messenger RNA, 2535 nt
Organism: Mercenaria mercenaria
Lineage: Eukaryota; Metazoa; Mollusca; Bivalvia; Venerida; Veneridae
Exons: 1
Coding region: 1-2535 (844 amino acids)
Biological process (GO): DNA replication
Molecular function (GO): DNA binding; nucleotide binding; DNA-directed DNA polymerase activity
Source: RefSeq, a predicted model, not a curated record